CGCGGCGAGCGGCGGCGGUGCCGGGGAGCCGCGCGGGGCCCGUGCGAGUGCCGGCGCCGGCCAUGGGCGUGUGCAUGCGUGCUGUGCUGCGGGUGCUGGUGCUGCAGGCGGCCUGGGCUCUGGGCGGCGGCCAGCUGCGCUACUCGGUGCCGGAGGAGGCCGAGGGCGGCACGGUGGUGGGUCGCCUGGCGCAGGACCUGGGCCUGGAGGCGGGCGAGCUGGAGGCGCGUCGGCUGCGGCUGGCGGCGAAGGGCCGGCGGGCGAGCGUGGAGGUGAGCGGGGCGAGCGGGGCGCUGGUGGUGAGCUCGCGGCUGGACCGGGAGGAGCUGUGCGGGAAGAGCGCGCCGUGCGCCCUGCGCCUGGAGGUGCUGCUGGAGCGGCCGCUGCGCGUCUUUCACGUGGAGCUGGAGGUCACCGACAUCAACGACAACGCGCCGCUCUUCCCCGCCGCCCGCAAAAACCUCAGUGUCGCGGAAUUAACAACGCUGCCGGGCUCGCGCUUCCCGCUGGAGGGCGCGUCGGACGCAGAUAUCGGAGCCAACGCGCAGCUCUCCUACAAACUCAGCCCGAGCGAGCAUUUCGCUCUGGAUUUACAGAAAAUGAAUGACGGAAAUAUGCUACCCGAACUCGUGUUAACGAAAGCUCUGGACCGGGAGGCGAUGCCUGUGCACCGGCUGCUGCUGACGGCGAGUGACGGGGGCAGACCGUCGCUGUCGGGCACCAUGGAGCUGGUGGUCUCGGUGCUGGAUGUGAACGACAACGCGCCCGAGUUCAACCAGUCGGUCUAUAAAGUGCAGCUGGCAGAGAACGCUGCAGAGGGGACGCUGGUUUUGCGCUUGAGCGCCACGGAUCCUGACGGGGGAACGAACAGCGCGAUGACUUACACAGCCACCCACUUCCUGCCACUCCUUGGGAAAGAUGUCAUUAGCGUGAAUCCAAACACGGGAGAGAUCAGACUGACGGCGCCCCUGGAUUUUGAAGAAGUCAAAGUAUUUGACUUCCGCAUAGAGGCGAGAGACAAGGGUUCGCCUCCGUUGUCGGGACACUGCAGAGUGGAGCUGGAGGUGCUGGACGUGAACGACAACGCGCCGGAGGUGUGGGUGACGUCGCUGUCGGUGCCGGUGCCGGAGGACGCGGCCCUAGGCACGGUGGUGGCGCUGCUGAGCGUGUCGGACCGGGACUCGGGGGCGAACGGGCGCGUGCGGUGCGCGGUGUGGCCGGCGGCGCCGUUCGGGCUGGUGGCGACGUUCGAGGGCUCGUACUCGCUGGUGCUGCGGGAGGCGCUGGACCGCGAGCGGGUGGCGGAGUACGAGGUGGAGGUGCGGGCGGAGGACGGCGGGGCGCCGCCGCUGCGCGCCAGGCGCGGGCUGCGGGUGCCGGUGUCGGACGUGAACGACAACGCGCCGGCGUUCGCGCAGGCCGUGUACACGGUGCUGGCGCGGGAGAACAACGCGGCGGGCGCGGAGCUGGCGCGGCUGUGGGCGCGGGACCCGGACGAGGCGGGCAACGGGCGCGUGAACUACUCGCUGGCGGAGGGCAUGGCCGGGGGGGCGUCGCGCUCGGCGUCGAGCUACGUGUCGGUGGAGGCGGAGAGCGGGCGUCUGUGGGCGCUGCAGCCCUUGGACUACGAGGAGGUGCAGGUGCUGCAGUUCGAGGUGCGCGCGGUGGACGCGGGGGAGCCGGCGCUGUGCGGCAAUGCCACGGUGCAGCUCUUCGUCGUGGACGAGAACGACAACGCGCCGGCGCUGCUGCCGCCGGCGGGCGGCGGCGCGGGGCCCUGGGCGGGCGGCGCGUCGGGGUCGGCGUCGGCGGGGCCGUCGGCGUCGGCGUCGCUAUGGGCGUGGGCGGCGUCGGGGUGGCCGGCGGGGCAGGUGGUGGCGAAGAUCCGCGCGGUGGACGCGGACUCGGGCUACAACGCGUGGCUGCGCUACGAGCUGCGGGAGCCGCGGGGCAAGGGCGCGUUCCGCGUGGGGCUGUACAGCGGCGAGGUGAGCACGGCGCGGGCGCUGGAGGAGGCGGACGGCCCGGGGCAGACGCUGCUCAUCGUGGUGCGGGACCACGGCGAGCCGGCGCGCUCGGCCACGGCCACGCUGAGCGUGUCGCUGGGCGAGGGCGGCGAGGCGGCGCUGGCGGCGGCGGGCUCGCCGUCGCCGGGGCUGCGGCCGGCGGCGGGCGCCGAGGGCGGCGGCGGUGGGGCGGCGGCGGCGGCGACGAACGUGUGGCUGGUGGUGGCCAUCUGCGCGGUGUCGAGCCUCUUCCUGCUGGCGCUGGUGCUGUACGGGGCGUGGCGGUGGGCGCCGCGGGCGGCCGUGCUCUCGGGGCCCGGGCCGGCGACGCGGGUGUGCGCCAGCGAAGUGGGCAGCUGGUCGUACUCGCAGCGGCAGAGCCGGAGCCUGUGCGUGGCGGACGGCGCGGGCAAGAGCGACCUCAUGGUUUUCAGCCCCAACUUCCCGCCGCCCGCCGGCGGCGCGGCGAAGGAGACGCCGCAGGAUCUGCCCGCUCUGCUGGACACGGUCAGUGGCACUUUCUUUUCUCCUCCCCUCCCACCCUUCCGCCUGCCCUGACGCUCCUUGCCCGCUUUUGCCUCUGCCUUUCGGCCGGUACUUGGCAGCCUUUUGGUCUGAGCCUCUUGGCACUGCGAUGCCCGCUGUG
Messenger RNA from Rhea pennata, 2652 nucleotides. RefSeq names its product protocadherin alpha-8-like. The record is from RefSeq and is a predicted model, not a curated record. Gene Ontology annotation, biological process: homophilic cell-cell adhesion. The coding region runs from base 63 to 2564 and encodes 833 amino acids. Gene Ontology annotation, cellular component: plasma membrane. Gene Ontology annotation, molecular function: calcium ion binding. Lineage: Eukaryota; Metazoa; Chordata; Aves; Rheiformes; Rheidae. The transcript has a single exon.